Messenger RNA from Pocillopora meandrina, 638 nucleotides. The record is from the annotation of a GenBank genome assembly. Lineage: Eukaryota; Metazoa; Cnidaria; Anthozoa; Scleractinia; Pocilloporidae.
GUGGUGUCAGAUAAUGCAGUUAGAAUAUGUGAUAAAAUACAGGUUGUUUACAAGGAAAUGGCACAUGAUGGAGCAAAGUGUAAUGUGGCAAAAUGGAAUUUGAUUAGUAGAAUACAAUUCAAGCACACUUUCCUGGAUGCAUCCAUGAUGAUUGUUAAGGGUCCAGGUACAAAUUUUACCUUCAGAAGUUGAAAAUCUCAGGUAGAUGAAAAGUGACGAGAGAACUGUAGUACUCAGUAGAAGAAAUACACAAAGUCUGGCUUUUCCAUGUGACCAUGAUCUGCACUGAAUUUAAAGUAAUAAAAGUGGUUAAAUUAUGCUGAAGCCCAUGUAUAAAAACCAAAACCAAACCAAUCAAAACAAUUAUAUCAGAACAAAGUUAAAUAAUACAAGGUAUAGAAAUCAAAAAUGAAAAGAAGCUGACUGCCAAAAGCACAGGAAAUUAUGAGAAGCCAAGUUGUGAUUGCACUAGCUUUGUAACUGAUUGGUUGAGGGGGAGCACUGGUAUAAUCCUAACCAAACAUAAUCUACAUUCUACAUCUACAUGUGAAUUCAAUUAACAAUUGGUUCAUACGUCAGCAUGUGUUCAUCGAGAUAUGAAGCAUGCGGGAAGUUUGGAGAGCAUGAAAGAUGCAUAA